GGAGUUUCCUGUGCAAUAACAACACAAUCGAGACAAAAAACAUCUAAAGGAAACACGAUUAUUUAAUUAUUACAAUAGCAUCAAUCCUUUAGAAAUGGCAUCAAAACUUCUUUUGUUUCUUUUCCUCUUUGCUUUAGGUGAAACACAGGCAGAUUAUGAGUGUAGUAUACAAGUGAUCGAAGAAAAAAUUCGACACUGCUUUGAAAAUUUUGUGACAAUGUUAUCCGAUCGUCCUUCAGAUGUUGAAAUCUGUAGAAAAGUGGAAGCUCCCAUAAACUGCUUGAUAGAAAUCACUAAUGAAUGUCUAAAUGAUGAAGAGAAGCCAGAAUUAGACCCUUAUAUUCAAUCACUGAUAUCCAAAUAUAACGAAAAUUGUGGCUAUAUUUUGGCUGAAAAUUGUGUGCAGGAAAAUAACGAAUUCAUAAUGCAGUGCCUUGUCGAAGACAAAUUGAAAGUAAUUGCGCAUCUGGAGGCAAGACUUGAUGUAGCAGUCUACAAAUGCACUUGGUACAACUUGAUCGUUCAAUGCAUCACAGAAAGAACUGAAGAUAAGUGUCCAGAAAAAGGCAAUGAUUAUAUGAGUGAGAAAUUAGAAGGCACUCUACAAAAAAUAAAGCAAUUGUGUGACAAACAAAAUUCAUCCUAUGGAAUUGAAUUUAUCAAUUUCGAAUCUCUGUUCGAAAAGAAGAAGAAAUAGAAAGCCUUUUUACUGGUUUUUUUAUAUUUAUAAUAACCGUAAGAGUUAAAAUAGUUUCUUUCUGCAUGUGUACAACAUCAUAUUAAAUGUUAAAGAAAUAUUGGUUUUAUUAGUGUCCUAAAAUUAAAGUACUUGUGUCAAUAAAGUGAUAAGCCACACUUUUUAAAAUGAAUACAUUUUUCCAACCAACUUUUCCCUAGUAAUGUUUCCAAUUCCAUAUCCCAAGAUCAAAGUUCCAAAUACAGAUUGAAAAUGAGAUUUUUACAAAAAAAAAAACGUAGCUUAGAGGGAAAUAAAUUCACAUAUGCGAUUAAAAAAUGUUUUUUUUUUUAAAUUUCAAAAUAAUUAAACUUAAGCCAUUUUGUCUAAUCAUUGUCUAUAAUUGAUAAAUUUUAGCUGUCAGCAUUUUUAGCAUAUAGUAAAAUAUAUUCUAGCUCACAAUUCUUCACAUUUUUUUCAUGAACCAAAUUAUUCUAGACUCAAAGAAUUCUAUAUUUAUAUGUCAUAAAACUGUCUGAAGGGUUGCUUUACAUUUGUUAACUUUCUUAUAGCUUUUCAUUGUAAUUAAAAAAAAUAAAUAAUUAAAUUGUACAAAAAGUUUUCCAAUGCAUUAGACGCUGGAUCACAUUGUGUUAAAGUAAUACACUUACUUUUUUUCGUACUAAUAAAGUAUUUCAGAGAGAGCAA
Molecule: messenger RNA, 1384 nt
Organism: Parasteatoda tepidariorum (common house spider)
Lineage: Eukaryota; Metazoa; Arthropoda; Arachnida; Araneae; Theridiidae
Source: RefSeq, a predicted model, not a curated record